AUGUGUCUAGACAUAAUUGUGAAAAAUGGCCUUAUUGUCACGGAAAGCGGGGUGCUUCCCAGCGGACAGAGCAUAGGAAUAUCGAAAGGGAAAAUAUCCAUCAUAGGAUACGAUUUGCCCGAAAGCCCAGAGACUAAGAUCAUUGAUGCCGAAGGAGCAUAUGUGACCCCGGGAGGGGUAGACUCGCACGUUCAUCUCGCCCAGAGAAAUGCCCCAACGGGCGAUAACUGGGAAACCGGGACUCGCAGUGCGGUUGCCGGUGGCACAACAACAGUGCUGGCAUUCACAUCUCAGACAAAAGAGAUGACAUCACUCUUUCCUGUCCUCAAAGAAUACCACGAAAAGGCAAGGGGACAGGCCUAUUGCGACUACGGAUUUCAUGUUAUUAUCACAAAGCCCAAUCCGAAAAUUUUACAACAAGAGCUUCCGUCGCUUGUGAAAGAAGGAAUCACAAGCGUGAAGUUAUACAUGACGUACGAGCUAUACAAAUUGUCUGACCAUGAGCUUCUGGACACACUGCUCGCUUGCCGGUCCUUGGGCAUGACAACAAUGAUCCACGCCGAGAACGGCGACAUGAUUCAAUUCCUGGUCGAGGGGCUGGAGAGAAACGGCCACACGGCGCCUUUCUUCCAUGCGAUUGCAGGUCCCAAGAUCGCAGAGGACGAAGCUUCGUACCGAGCUAUCCGGCUCUCGGAGCUGGUCGACGCUCCUAUCCUACUAGUUCACGUAUCCUCCGACGGGGCGAUGAAGCACAUCCGAGACGCCCAGACAAGACUCCUUCCUAUUCACGCCGAGACAUGUCCCCAUUACCUCUUCCUCCUGUCUGACAGAUUAGCGAACAAGGAACAUGACCAUUUCCACAGUGCAAAGGGCGUGUGCUCUCCACCCCUCCGGCACGACGUGGAAGACCUGGAAGCUCUCUGGCGGGGAAUAGCGAACGACACGUUCACGGUAUUCUCAUCGGACCACGCUCCAACAAAGUAUGAUCAUCCGCAGGGGAAAAAAGCAGGGAUUAUCAACGGAAUUCCGAAAUUCAGCAAGAUACCCAAAGGCAUCCCGGGUAUUGAAACUAGAUUGGCCCUUCUUUUCAGUGAAUCGGAGGGAUAUCUCCCGAAAGAGCGGGCCAGACUCAGUCUCCCUCGAUUUGUGCAACUGACGUCUGGAAAUCCGGCAAGAUUGUAUGGGUUAACGCAAAAGGGAUGCUUAUUGCCGGGGUUUGACGCGGAUCUGGUCAUAUGGCACCCGCACGAUAGGGGUGAAAGGACUAUUUCGCAGGUUAAUUUGCACCAUGAUGUUGACUAUACUCCCUUUGAAGGGAUGCGCGUGCGGAAUUGGCCUCGCUUCACGAUGCUGCGCGGGGAAGUGGUGUGGAAUGCAGACGAGAAUGUGGUUAGUGGUGUGAAAGGAUUUGGACAAUUCAUUAAGCGGGAUGUUGGGCGUGUGCUUGUUGGAAAGACGGGUCAACUUCCGGCUGGUAUGAUGGAAGGAGAGCGUGAGUUCUGGCUUCCCAAGUAA
Molecule: messenger RNA, 1515 nt
Organism: Penicillium verhagenii
Lineage: Eukaryota; Fungi; Ascomycota; Eurotiomycetes; Eurotiales; Aspergillaceae
Product: hydantoinase/dihydropyrimidinase family protein
Exons: 2
Coding region: 1-1515 (504 amino acids)
Cellular component (GO): cytoplasm
Molecular function (GO): hydrolase activity, acting on carbon-nitrogen (but not peptide) bonds
Source: RefSeq, a predicted model, not a curated record